AUGGUCAAGGCUGCGGAAGCGUGGGCGUGGGUGGGUGUGGUCCUAGCUGUAGCGGUGUUGCGCUAUGUCUCCAGGGCGCUACAGCUGGGCAGUCUUCGGAACUUACAACUAGAAGACCUCGCAAUGGCCGUGACGGUUAUAUUCUACAUACUGCUCACCGUUUUUCUGAUCGAAGUCGACAAGCAUGGCACGAAUGGAGUCCCCCCGAGUGAAUUCGAUGCCCUGGAUCCAGCGACUUUCCCGGACCGCAUCGUCGGCAGCAAAAUGGUCGUUGCGGUCGAGCAGUUCUGGCUGCUUGUCGUCUGGGGAUGCAAGUUGUGUCUACUCUUGCUCUACUCGGCUAUGACUUCCGGGCUCUGGCAACACCGCUUCGUCAAGAUCAUCGGCGCCAUCUGCGUCUCGUCCUUCGUCCUCAUCGAGAUCCUCUUCUUCGCCGGCUGGUGCCGUCCCUUCUCGGCCUACUGGUCCAUCCCAGCCAAGAGCCAGCAAUGCUCUGUCUACACAAACCACGUCAUCAUCACUCUCGCCUUCAACGUAACAACCGACAUCAUGAUCAUGGCCAUCCCGCUCCCACUCCUCAUCCGCGCGAAACUCUCCCUCUCCAAGAAAAUCAUCCUCUGCGCCGUCUUCUCCCUCGGCACUUUCGUCAUCCUCUGCUCCAUCCUCUCAAAAUGGUACUCCAUCUCCAAGCCCUACGGCAUGGAAUGGAUCGACUGGUACGUCCGCGAAGCCGCCACGGCCGUCAUCGUCACCAACAUCCCGCAGACCUGGACGCUGUGCCGUCGUCUGUUUAACUGGAAUUCCUUCCUGCACCACUCAUCCUACAACAACAAUACCCACGCCCGCAGCGGCAAUAAGUAUUCCGCCGGUAGUCGUCUGUACAGUUCGACCACCCGGCUCUCGCGGUUUCGGCGCGGCGAAGGCAGUGCGUACAAGUCGCAGCUUCGAUCGACGGCGGAUGAUCCUGGCGGGUCUGCGGAGAACUUCGCGCAGGACCAGCGUCUGGAGAUUUGGGCGCAUCGCCAGUUCGAUGUUACGAAUGAGGCGGCGGUCGUGGUUGAUGAGCGGCGUAGUGAGAGUGUCAGCCUGAGUGGUAGUACGAAUAACAGUCUGGACUUUGACGCUGUAGGGGGGCAGUCUGGCCCGAUCAAGACGACGGUGACGGUCAAGCAGCAGAAAGACUAG
This is a messenger RNA of Aspergillus puulaauensis, 1185 nucleotides long. RefSeq lists its product as uncharacterized. Bases 1 to 1185 code for a protein of 394 amino acids. The record is from RefSeq and is a predicted model, not a curated record. NCBI's taxonomy places the organism in Eukaryota, Fungi, Ascomycota, Eurotiomycetes, Eurotiales, Aspergillaceae. The transcript has 4 exons.